CCGUUCCUGAAACGUGGAUGGUUCGGCGAUUCCUUUCUCCGCUUGUCGAUGCAAUGCACGACCCACCGCCCGACCCAUCGCCGACUCGAGCAGCCCAAAGAAGUUUGCCGCAGACAUCAACGACGCCAUUUACCCGCCAUGCCUUUCAUUUUCGGAUUCAACUUUACGGAGGCAUCGCUCGUAAAGGUACGCGCUUUUCACCCUCCGCAUCACCCCCGAGAACUACUCUGAACAAUUCGCAGCGCUCUCUCGAAACCAUCUAUGGCGUCGGCCCCAAAGUCUCGCAGUCAAUCAUGGCGCAAUUCCACAUCCACCCGUGGGCCAAGGUCGGCAGCUUGAAGAACACGACUCUUCUUGGCCUUACUGAAACACUUUCCAACAUGAAACUCGAAAACGACCUGCGGCGCGAGGUACAGGACAACAUCAGACGUAUGAAGGACAUGGGAUCAUAUAGGGGAAGGCGACACGCUAUGGGUCUUCCUGUGCGAGGUCAAAGAACAAGGACACAGACUUCCACGGCAAGAAAGUUGAACAAGAUCGAACGAGGAGGCUCCGGACGUGUACAGAUGUGAAUGCUAUAUUU
Periconia digitata is the source of this 583-nucleotide messenger RNA. NCBI's taxonomy places the organism in Eukaryota, Fungi, Ascomycota, Dothideomycetes, Pleosporales, Periconiaceae. The record is from the annotation of a GenBank genome assembly.